GAUCAGCUUUUACUCAUGUCUUCAAUUUUAUAUACGCAGGGUAUCUUUAAUCAAAUAAAGAUGUUUCUCUAGGCAAACCCUUUCUCUUUCUGCUGUUGUAUUUCCAACUAGGAGCUUUUCACUGACAGUCAGCUCUGUGCUUCUGAAAUGGGAGUCCUUUUACUGUUGCAUAGCUACUAUAACACAUAGAGCUCCCUGCUCUCUCAUUCUCUCUUUGUUUUAGCACAACCAGAUAACAUUAACUUGUCAUCACAUAUAUUUUGAUUGUCUAGAUCGUGUUUGAAAUGUCCAUCUUGACAUCGGUCUUAGAAUUAACAUAAGAACGGAUGGGGACGCGUAAGUUAUCGUGUAUAUAUCUUUUUUAACGGUGCUGUGAUUGACGACCAGCUGGUUUCGGGGGGAGUGAUCAGAAGUCAUCAUAUAACACCCCAUCUUGCCAAAUGGAUGAUGAUCUAAAACCUCUGGAUUUCAUAAAGGACUUUCAAGAGUACCUGACACAGCAAACACACCAUGUCAACAUGAUCUCGGGCUCUGUCGGUGGGGAGAUAGAGCCCGACCACCUCCAAGCUGCAGCUCUCCCAGACAGCGAUCAUCACAAUGGGUCGGUGGAAGUCUCUCUGGACGACAGCUCUGGGCUGCUGGUGGACGGCUUUCAGAGGACUUUCGACGGCAAGCUCAAGUGUAGCUACUGCAGCUACGCCAGUAAAGGCACCGCUCGCUUGAUAGAGCACAUCAGAAUUCACACAGGAGAGAAGCCUCACCGCUGCCAGCUGUGCCCCUUCGCCUCUGCCUACGAGCGCCACCUUGAGGCCCACAUGCGCUCCCACACGGGAGAGAAGCCCUACAAGUGUGACCUCUGCUCCUUCCGUUGCAGCGACCGCAGCAACCUGUCCCACCACCGCCGGCGCCGCCACAAGCUUUUACCCAUGAAGGGGGCGGGGCUGCCCGCCUUCCUGUCCAACAAGAAGAUGCUGAACGUCCUACAGAAGAAGAGUGGCAGCUCCCUGGGCCUGGGAGGCUACAGCAGACACCUCCUCAUCAACUUCAGCCCUCCCUCCAUGGUGGUGGGGAAACCAGACUACCUGAACCACGAGGUGUACGAGAGCGAUGUGAAGGACCAUGGGACUGGAGGAGGGGGAGGAGCCAGCAGGGAUGUCAACAGUGACAUGAUGGUGGACAAUAAUCCACUGAACCAGCUGUCUACGCUGGCAGGCCAGUUGUCCAACCUCCCCCCAGUGGACCAGACCCCCGUGUCUCCUGACAGACUGUCCUGUAACGACGUCAAGCCGUUCCUCAUCCAGCAGGCCUCUGGUGCACCGAUUGCAGUGUCAGUAUCUUUGUCCACCAGUCAAAGUGGUGCCCACCACCACCACUACCACCACCACCACCACCAAACCUCCUCCCCAACCAGCCCCGAGGACCUCCAACCCCCUGCAGGCCAUAGCAGGAACUACAGCCCCAGCCCUGUGGACCCAGAACCCAGCAGUGAGCACAGUGCACACACACGCACCAGCUCAGCUAGCAUUAGUAACAGCCAGCCCAGUACCCCUGCCCUGCUCGGUAGCACACAGCACCCAGACCCACAGAUGCUGCACAGCUGCCAGCACUGCGACACCUACUUCUCAGACAACAUCAUGUAUACCAUUCACAUGGGUUGCCACGGCUACGAGAACCCCUUCCAGUGUAAUGUCUGCGGCUGUAAGUGCAGGAACAAGUAUGACUUCGCCUGCCACUUCGCUCGCGGGCAGCACACGCAGUGACUGACUUCCACAGUAACCAGAGAGAUGAAUUCGAACGAUGUUUGGUCGUCUCACAGAGAACAUGCACUUAUUCCCGUGUUUAUGAUAAUCAGGGAUCAGAGCGAUUCUGAUCUCGAUUUUAUUGUGUAGUUUUUUAUUUGAUUAUAUAACUUAAGAGAGUGAGUGUUACUUUGAAAUGAGGAAUUGAUGUUUCUAUAAAUGGGAACGCAAUCUGGAGGUUGGAGACAUUUAUCACGUGUCCUCCUCGGUGCCGUCUGAGAAUUUAAAGAAAGCAAUCUGGAGGUUGGAGACAUUUAUCACGUGUCCUCCUCGGUGCCGUCUGAGAAUUUAAAGAAAGCAAUCUGGAGGUUGGAGACAUUUAUCACGUGUCCUCCUCGGUGCCGUCUGAGAAUUUAAAGAAAGCAAUCUGGAGGUUGGAGACAUUUAUCACGUGUCCUCCUCGGUGCCGUCUGAGAAUUUAAAGAAAGCAAUCUGGAGGUUGGAGACAUUUAUCACGUGUCCUCCUCGGUGCCGUCUGAGAAUUUAAAGAAAGCAAUCUGGAGGUUGGAGACAUUUAUCACGUGUCCUCCUCGGUGCCGUCUGAGAAUUUAAAGAAAGCAAUCUGGAGGUUGGAGACAUUUAUCACGUGUCCUCCUCGGUGCCGUCUGAGAAUUUAAAGAAAGCAAUCUGGAGGUUGGAGACAUUUAUCACGUGUCCUCCUCGGUGCCGUCUGAGAAUUUAAAGAAAGCAAUCUGGAGGUUGGAGACAUUUAUCACGUGUCCUCCUCGGUGCCGUCUGAGAAUUUAAAGAAAGCAAUCUGGAGGUUGGAGACAUUUAUCACGUGUCCUCCUCGGUGCCGUCUGAGAAUUUAAAGAAAGCAAUCUGGAGGUUGGAGACAUUUAUCACGUGUCCUCCUCGGUGCCGUCUGAGAAUUUAAAGAAAGCAAUCUGGAGGUUGGAGACAUUUAUCACGUGUCCUCCUCGGUGCCGUCUGAGAAUUUAAAGAAAGCAAUCUGGAGGUUGGAGACAUUUAUCACGUGUCCUCCUCGGUGCCGUCUGAGAAUUUAAAGAAAGUCACUUCUUAUUUUUUAAAAGUAACCUUUUAUUUAACCAGGUAGGCAAGUUGAGAACAAGUUCUCAUUUACAACUGUGACCUGUCCAAGAUAAAGCAAAGCAGUUCGACACAAACAACAACACAGAGUUACACAUGGAAUAAACAACAACACAGAGUUACACAUGGAAUAAACAACAACACAGAGUUACACAUGGAGUAAACAACAACACAGAGUUACACAUGGAGUAAACAACAACACAGAGUUACACAUGGAAUAAACAACAACACAGAGUUACACAUGGAGUAAACAACAACACAGAGUUACACAUGGAGUAAACAACAACACAGAGUUACACAUGGAGUAAACAACAACACAGAGUUACACAUGGAGUAAACAACAACACAGAGUUACACAUGGAGUAAACAACAACACAGAGUUACACAUGGAGUAAACAACAACACAGAGUUACACAUGGAAUAAACAACAACACAGAGUUACACAUGGAAUAAACAACAACACAGAGUUACACAUGGAAUAAACAACAACACAGAGUUACACAUGGAAUAAACAACAACACAGAGUUACACAUGGAAUAAACAACAACACAGAGUUACACAUGGAAUAAACAACAACACAGAGUUACACAUGGAAUAAACAACAACACAGAGUUACACAUGGAGUAAACAACAACACAGAGUUACACAUGGAGUAAACAACAACACAGAGUUACACAUGGAAUAAACAACAACACAGAGUUACACAUGGAGUAAACAACAACACAGAGUUACACAUGGAAUAAACAACAACACAGAGUUACACAUGGAGUAAACAACAACACAGAGUUACACAUGGAGUAAACAACAACACAGAGUUACACAUGGAGUAAACAACAACACAGAGUUACACAUGGAAUAAACAACAACACAGAGUUACACAUGGAAUAAACAACAACACAGAGUUACACAUGGAGUAAACAACAACACAGAGUUACACAUGGAAUAAACAACAACACAGAGUUACACAUGGAGUAAACAACAACACAGAGUUACACAUGGAGUAAACAACAACACAGAGUUACACAUGGAAUAAACAACAACACAGAGUUACACAUGGAAUAAACAACAACACAGAGUUACACAUGGAAUAAACAACAACACAGAGUUACACAUGGAGUAAACAACAACACAGAGUUACACAUGGAAUAAACAACAACACAGAGUUACACAUGGAAUAAACAACAACACAGAGUUACACAUGGAAUAAACAACAACACAGAGUUACACAUGGAAUAAACAACAACACAGAGUUACACAUGGAAUAAACAACAACACAGAGUUACACAUGGAAUAAACAAAUGUACAGUCGAAAACACAAUAGAAAAAGUCUAUAUACAGUGUUGUGUAAAUGGCGUGAGGAGUUAAGGCAUGAAGCAUGAACAAGCCCAUUGGUCCAAACAGGUGCUCAUCAACAUUGACAAACAGACAGGCUUUGUUAUACAUUGUGUAUAGGGGUGUCUCACUUUAUUGUGAGUGUAAAAACGUAAUAUUAUAUCAACGGCUUGAAGUGAAUGACAUCUGUGCAUAUUGAUGCUUUCAGCUUAGACAUGAUUUCACUCUGUAAUUUACUCUGCUCUGUUCCACAUUCAGAUUGAUUCCACGUGUUCUCUGUUCCACAUUCCGGUUGAUUCCAUGUGUUCUCUGUUCCACAUUCAGAUUGAUUCCAUGUGUUCUCUGGUCCACAUUCCGGUUGAUUCCAUGUGUUCUUUGUUCCACAUUCCGGUUGAUUCCAUGUGUUCUCUGGUCCACGUUCCGGUUGAUUCCAUGUGUUCUCUGUUCCACAUUCCGGUUGAUUCCAUGUGUUCUCUGGUCCACGUUCCGGUUGAUUCCAUGUGUUCUCUGUUCCACAUUCCGGUUGAUUCCAUGUGUUCUCUGUUCCACAUUCCGGUUGAUUCCAUGUGUUCUCUGUUCCACAUUCCGGUUGAUUCCAUGUGUUCUCUGUUCCACAUUCAGAUUGAUUCCAUGUGUUCUCUGUUCCACAUUCCGGUUGAUUCCAUGUGUUCUCUGGUCCACAUUAAGAUUGAUUCCAUGUGUUCUCUGCUACACAUUCAGAUUGAUUCCAUGUGUUCUCUCUCUGUUCCACAUUCAGAUUGAUUCCAUGUGUUCUCUGUUCCACAUUCCGGUUGAUUCCAUGUGUUCUCUGGUCCACAUUAAGAUUGAUUCCAUGUGUUCUCUGCUACACAUUCAGAUUGAUUCCAUGUGUUCUCUCUCUGUUCCACAUUCCGGUUGAUUCCAUGUGUUCUCUGUUCCACAUUCCGGUUGAUUCCAUGUGUUCUCUGUUCCACAUUCAGAUUGAUUCCAUGUGUUCUCUGUUCCACAUUCCGGUUGAUUCCAUGUGUUCUCUGGUCCACAUUAAGAUUGAUUCCAUGUGUUCUCUGCUACACAUUCAGAUUGAUUCCAUGUGUUCUCUCUCUGUUCCACAUUCAGAUUGAUUCCAUGUGUUCUCUGUUCCACAUUCCGGUUGAUUCCAUGUGUUCUCUGGUCCACUUUAAGAUUGAUUCCAUGUGUUCUCUGCUACACAUUCAGAUUGAUUCCAUGUGUUCUCUCUCUGUUCCACAUUCCGGUUGAUUCCAUGUGUUCUCUCUCUGUUCCACAUUCCGGUUGAUUCCAUGUGUUCUCUGUUCCACAUUCAGACAUCCUCUGUUUCUGCCAAUCACAUCAUUUCUUACCUUCAGCCUUACUGAUUUAUAUUACCUGGUGCUCUUUAGCUAAUACCUCCUAAAUCAACAAUGAUCUGUAGCAUAAAUACCAUUUGCGUUGGAGACUAAUCAUUCGGACUUGGAUAAAUCGUACUGCAUCAAAAGGCCAAAGUAUUCUUCUGAACCUGUUUUAAAAAGUAUUUAAAAGUAUUUCACGUAACAGUUGUAGCCGUGUUGGAAAUGAUUGUGGUCCUUACAGACAAUAACGUAACACCACCCCUUUCCUGAGUAUUGGAAAUGAUUGUGGUCCUUACAGACAGUAACGUAACACCACCCCUUUCCUGAGUAUUGGAAAUGAUUGUGGUCCUUACAGACAGUAACGUAACACCACCCCUUUCCUGAGUAUUGGAAAUGAUUGUGGUCCUUACAGACAGUAACGUAACACCACCCCUUUCCUGAGUAUUGGAAAUGAUUGUGGUCCUUACAGACAGUAACGUAACACCACCCCUUUCCUGAGUAUUGGAAAUGAUUGUGGUCCUUACAGACAGUAACGUAACACCACCCCUUUCCUGAGUAUUGGAAAUGAUUGUGGUCCUUACAGACAAUAACGUAACACCACCCCUUUCCUGAGUAUUGGAAAUGAUUGUGGUCCUUACAGACAGUAACGUAACACCACCCCUUUCCUGAGUAUUGGAAAUGAUUUGCACAGAUCAGAGCCUGGAGUUUGUUUUUCAUAUUUCACAUCCUGUUUGUUUUCUGGAAACAUAGAUUGAUGUAGCAGAGUGUCUAAUGGUCCCUGUAUUGGACUGGUGUUUUCUAUGCAGUGAUCUAGGAUGUGUAGGAUUGGCUCCCAAUCAAUUCUCUAUAUUGGACUAUGGAGAAAGUAAUGUUAUGAUAUGAAACACCACAGGGUAGAAAUAUGUAGAUUCUGAUUUACACGGAAGAAAAUUACACAUUUAAAAAUGCAAAAAUGUAAAAGAUUCAAAAGAGUCACAGUUCAUAUGAGGAAAUCAGUCUAAUAAAUAAAUUCAUUAGGCCCAAA
Molecule: messenger RNA, 6530 nt
Organism: Oncorhynchus kisutch (coho salmon)
Lineage: Eukaryota; Metazoa; Chordata; Actinopteri; Salmoniformes; Salmonidae
Product: zinc finger protein Pegasus
Exons: 4
Coding region: 441-1760 (439 amino acids)
Biological process (GO): regulation of transcription by RNA polymerase II
Molecular function (GO): RNA polymerase II cis-regulatory region sequence-specific DNA binding; DNA-binding transcription factor activity
Source: RefSeq, a predicted model, not a curated record